AUGUCGUCAUCGAAGCAACAAGAGACUAACAAUACGGAACAAACACAACAACAAAUGGAAACACAACAACAAUAUGAUAAUCAAGAGGAAGUUGAAAUAGAUGAGAGAUCUUUGAAAUGUAAUGCUUUUAUCAUUGAAUAUAUACUUUAUAAAAAAGUUGAUUAUCUUGUAGAGGAUUUGUUAAGAGAACUCCCAUAUGAUCGCGAUAAUGUUAAUCUUAGAACUAGAUUAAUUAUAAGUCAAUUGAAUGGAUUGUGGGAAGAAGUUGAACAGGAAGAUAAAGUUGAUGGUGAUAGAAUCGGAUUUAUUGUUAGUUCUGUGACUGCUUUACUAGGAUUACUUGAUGAGAGAAAACAAACUUUUGCAGAAUUUUUCCAAGAAGCAACCUUCUCCGCAGAUGCUUAUUCUAAAAAGAUCAAGAAAUGGUUGACCUCUUUCAUUAAUGCUGACACAUAUGAACUCAAAUAUCAAUCACUUGAGGCUCUUGUCAAAUAUUUCAAUAUACUAGGAAAUUAUCUUGGUGAACCUAAGCUUUAUUCAUUGCUGAAUCAACCAAAACAAAUCCAGGAGGAAACACAAUCUAAUGAUGCUGUAAUGAAUGAACCACAAAUACCACAAAUCACUGUUGAUUCACUUCCAGACGAGCCAUGUACAUAUUUAGGGCUUAAAAACACAGGAAUUUCAACAUCAGAAGAAACUACAAUCUUUAUAACAGAAAGACUUUUUAACGCUAGGAAACCAUCAAAACCAAUACCUCAGGUACCUGAGAAAGCACCAAGACAAGAAGAGCUUACUCAGCAACCUACUCAGCAAGUUGUUGCAGCCUCUACUCAAUCUAAUCAAGAUGAACAAGCCAAGAAGAGAAAACCUACUGCUAAUGCCAAUAAUUUAAAAAAGAAGAGCUACAAAGACCAAGAUCUAAAUCAGAUACAAAUGGUAAAUCCAAGAAGAAAUCUGUUUUUGAGGAUUCUUCCAGUAGUGAAGAAGAAACUGAACGAGUUCUUUUCAAGCCACGUAAAAAAUCAAAAGAUACCAAGCAAAAGAAAGUAUUUUGGACUGAUGAUGAAGUUAACGCCUUACUUAAAGGUUUCAAGAUGUAUGGAACUCAGUGGGCAAGAAUUUUAG
This is a messenger RNA of Naegleria gruberi, 1125 nucleotides long. RefSeq lists its product as uncharacterized. The transcript has 2 exons. Lineage: Eukaryota; Heterolobosea; Eutetramitea; Acrasida; Naegleriidae. Bases 1 to 1125 code for a protein of 374 amino acids. The record is from RefSeq and is a predicted model, not a curated record.